Molecule: messenger RNA, 2959 nt
Organism: Ectocarpus sp. CCAP 1310/34
Lineage: Eukaryota; Phaeophyceae; Ectocarpales; Ectocarpaceae
Source: the annotation of a GenBank genome assembly
ACUCAACACCAAGCACAAUAAACGCACGAUUUCACAUCCUCUCGUUGCACACUUACGGUACAAACCAUGAAGAUGAACACCAUCCUCCAAGGGCUAGUCCCUUUCUUCGCCAUUGUGUGUGGUGUUUCCUCCGAGAGGUUGGAGUCGGCACCCGUGGCCGCCGCGCUGUGCGGGGAAGAAGGCGUGAAGCAGCUCUCGGGAUACUACAAGAUUCAGGACGAGGGCGCGACAGACAAGGAGUACUUCUUCUGGAUGGCGGAGUCCCAGGAUAACCCUAGCGAAGACCCGCUCAUCCUCUGGCUCACGGGCGGCCCAGGGUGCUCUUCGACGCUGGCCCUCCUGGCCGAGAACGGCCCGUGUAAGGUGAACGACGACGGCGAGACGACGACGCCCAACCCCAGCUCGUGGAACAGCCGGGCCAACGUGAUCUGGGUAGACCAGCCGGCGGGCGUAGGGUUCAGCUACGGCAAGGCCCCCGGAGACUUCGACCACGGGGAGGACGCGGUUGGGGAAGACAUGUUCUGGUUCCUGCAGCAGUUUUUCGCGACGCACCCCGAAUACGCGUCCAACCCGUUCUACGUGUUCGGCGAGUCGUACGGGGGUCACUACGCCCCCUCGGUGGCACACAGGGUGUGGCAAGGAAUCAAGAGCGGAGAGGGUUCCAUGAUCAAUCUUCAGGGGAUGGGCAUCGGAAACGGCCUCACGUCUCCUGCGAUACAGUACUCCUUCUACACCCAAAUGGCAGUGGACAACCCGUACGGGGUGAAGGCGGUGUCCGAAAAGGACGCGGCCAUGAUGCGGGCGUACACGCCGGCGUGUGUGGCGCUCAUCGACGGGUGCCAAGACGUGCCGGAGAUGUGCGACGAUGCUCAGUCUUUCUGCGACGAGCACAUGGUGGCGCCGUACAUGCUCUCCGGCCUUAACCCGUACGAUGUCAGGAAGCAGUGCGGCGACCAAGACCUGUGCUACGACUUCUCUGCCAUCGAGAAGUUCCUGAGGCUGGACAGCACCCGCGAGGCCCUUAACGUGCGUGAUGACAGUGCACCGUGGGAGUCUUGCAACAUGAAGGUCAACUCUGACUUCAGCGGGGACUGGAUGCGAGAGUUCGACGGGCUCAUUGGGCCGAUGCUGGAGGACGGCGUGUCCGUGCUUAUCUACGCCGGCGACUGCGACUGGAUUUGCAACUACAUGGGCAACGAGGCGUGGACCCUCAGCUUGGACUGGGCCGGGGGGGACGGCUUCCGAGCGGCCCCGCAGAUUGAAUGGAGCACGGACGCCGCCGCCGCCGCCGCCGGCCUGUCGAGGUCAUAUGGCGGACUCACGUUCCUUCAAGUGUACGAGGCAGGACACAUGGUGCCCAUGGACCAGCCGGAAGUUGCCCUGGCCAUGCUCAACGCCUUCGUGCACGAAGACGCCCGCCCGUUCGAGCAGCCGCAGCACGCGGGGGGCGAGCGGGCAACGGUGUCUUAAGCCAUGACCCGUUGACCACGUCUCCUCUGUACAGGGCGACUGCUGUUGGGAUGCUGCAAGACCCCCCCCCCGUUCAUCUUUUACCAAGGAGAGUGAGAGAGGAUGGGUGACGUCACUGCGUUGCUCUAUGUGUACAUUCUCGCUUGAGAGCGACCUUGGCGUGCCGGACCCGAGGCGGGCCCUCGCGCACGGCCGAGAAGUUUUGUAGAGGGCGAUCGAGAAUGUUUCGGGACGUGAAUGCUGACGACGGCAGCGAGGGAGUGGUUGCGUCGGACAAAUUGCCGCUCGCUACCGUGUGCUGGUGCCGCCCGCGGCCGGCCCUACCUCAUUCGACCGUUGUUUUUGGUCGCGUGUCGAUUCCUUUCUUGCGAGAGAACUGGUUCCUUCCUUCCGUGCUUUGCGCAGCUGAUUGGCGGGCAAAUCCCGUGAGUUCCCGUCAACUGUACGGGCAAGCGCUUGGGGCGAGAGAGCCGUACACCUCGUGCUUGUAUGUAGAGCUGCACCUCGAUUUGUGAAUGCCUAUGUAUGGGUGUCUGAAAAGCUCUUACCAGCUAUUUUGCGGCGUAUGCAUCCAAUUAGCCAGGUAGAUUCGCCAGUCCAUUGUGGGGGUUGCUCAAAUGUGUAAUUUUUGUGUUUAGUUUUUGGUGAUGUGGGUGAUGUGGUGGGGGCCCCCGUAGCUGUGUUGGUCCAUGGGCCCUGCAAUUGGAAUCACGAAUGGACGGGUUUCUAUCUCCCGCCGCGUAUGUAGAACAUCGUAGAGUUCCUUGCGUGAGGCCGCUGUUUCAACGGUCGCUUUGCAUGGGCGCGAUACGGUGAAGGAAGGGUACCCUGAAACUUGGGAGGCCCGCCGUUGCCGCUGGUUAAGCCUUUGGGCGCGCGUGCGUUGCCCGGGCCGGAGUGGAUGAGGUUACGAUGUGCAGAAUGAAUGGACUCAUGUUUCCCAAGUAAAAUGUCCCACGUUUUGGCACGUUAGUGCAGGUUUUGCUCACAUGUUUCGUUUUGGGACGAGCGCGCGUAAUGCUCGUACGCGCCACGAACACGCCUAGCUCUGCGAGCGGACUGGAUGCAAUCGUAUCACACACUGUCUUCAGCGUGAUAUUAAAAAGUGAAAAGUGGGGUUCGUUACGAACACGACCGACAAAAGAGGUGUCAGAGGAGCUACAGUACAUUGCCAAGAAGAAAGUGGGUUGUCGGUUUCAGGGCCGGCAUCAAUGUUUUCUCUGGAGUAGACCGAGCACCGCACGAUGUGCAAGCAACCAAACCGAUCUGCAGGGGGGCUUUCCAACAUUGAACGAAGCGUUAGGUUUGCAAAGAGAGAAAAGGAGACAUGAGGGCGGGGGCCAAGCUGGAGAAAAACACGUCCAUCCCGCUUUGUGGUCCCUGGUGCGUCAGGCAUACACCGAAGGUGCGAUAGACGGCCGCCCAGGAGAUGGGACGACGGUGUAACAGAUUGCCAGGAUUGAGCUGAAUCGAGUUGACGUCGCCAAGU